CUGUCGCCCGGCCUCCUUCGGCAGCCCCGCCUCUACCGCUGCUCCGGAAGCGGAAGUUCUCCGGCUGCGGAGCCGCUGCUUGGAGACGGCGGGAGCAAAUUCAGUAUGGCGGCCGGGCCCAUCUCCGAACGGAAUCAGGAUGCCACUGUGUACGUGGGGGGCCUGGACGAGAAGGUCAGCGAGCCGCUGCUAUGGGAGCUCUUCCUUCAGGCCGGACCCGUGGUCAACACUCACAUGCCCAAGGACAGAGUCACGGGGCAGCACCAAGGCUAUGGAUUUGUGGAAUUCCUGAGUGAAGAGGAUGCUGACUAUGCCAUUAAAAUCAUGAACAUGAUCAAACUGUAUGGGAAGCCAAUACGAGUGAACAAAGCAUCAGCUCACAACAAGAACCUAGAUGUGGGGGCCAACAUUUUCAUAGGGAACCUAGAUCCUGAGAUUGAUGAGAAGCUGCUCUAUGAUACCUUCAGCGCCUUUGGGGUUAUUUUGCAGACUCCCAAGAUCAUGCGGGACCCUGACACAGGCAACUCCAAGGGCUAUGCCUUUAUUAAUUUUGCUUCAUUUGAUGCCUCCGAUGCAGCAAUUGAAGCCAUGAAUGGGCAAUACCUGUGUAAUCGACCUAUCACAGUAUCUUAUGCCUUCAAGAAGGACUCGAAGGGUGAACGCCACGGCUCUGCAGCUGAGCGACUUCUGGCAGCACAGAACCCCUUGUCUCAGGCAGAUCGGCCCCAUCAGCUGUUUGCUGAUGCACCACCCCCACCCUCUGCCCCUAAUCCUGUUGUGUCUUCCUUGGGAUCUGGGCUUCCUCCACCAGGGAUGCCCCCACCAGGCUCAUUCCCACCUCCUGUGCCACCUCCUGGAGCCCUUCCUCCAGGAAUACCCCCAGCCAUGCCUCCCCCACCUAUGCCUCCGGGGGCUGGAGCCCAUGGCCCUCCAUCCGCAGGAACUCCUGGGGCUGGGCAUCCAGGACACGGACACUCACAUCCCCAUCCAUUCCCACCAGGUGGAAUGCCUCAUCCCGGUAUGUCCCAGAUGCAGCUUGCCCACCAUGGUCCCCAUGGCUUGGGACAUCCCCAUGCGGGGCCCCCAGGUUCAGGGGGACAGCCUCCUCCGAGACCACCACCAGGAAUGCCCCAUCCUGGCCCUCCUCCUAUGGGAAUGCCACCCCGAGGACCCCCUUUUGGAUCUCCCAUGGGUCACCCAGGCCCCAUGCCUCCCCAUGGUAUGCGAGGACCUCCUCCGUUAAUGCCCCCCCAUGGAUACAGCGGCCCCCCUCGACCUCCACCCUAUGGCUACCAAAGAGGACCCCUUCCCCCACCUCGGCCCUCCCCCCGUCCCCCAGUACCCCCUCGAGGUCCACUUCGGGGUCCUCUUCCUCAGUAGAGCCAAAUUUCUCUACAACCUACUGCACUCCUCUGAGACUCUCCCUGUCUGGACCAAUCAGAGGAACUGUUGCCUCUUGGGCCUGAAGCACCCCUUUCUUCCUUGCAUUUGUCCUUUUUUCCAGUGUGAUUUUUUUCCCCCCACUGGACUUUUUUCUAUGUUGGGCUCCACUUCUCCAAAUAUUGACAGUGAAUAAAGCUGAAUCCCUUGUUUA
Messenger RNA from Dromiciops gliroides (monito del monte), 1594 nucleotides. It is a transcript of the gene SF3B4, whose product is annotated as splicing factor 3b subunit 4. Gene Ontology annotation, molecular function: RNA binding. The transcript is spliced from 6 exons. The coding region runs from base 106 to 1380 and encodes 424 amino acids. Gene Ontology annotation, biological process: positive regulation of mRNA splicing, via spliceosome. Lineage: Eukaryota; Metazoa; Chordata; Mammalia; Microbiotheria; Microbiotheriidae. Gene Ontology annotation, cellular component: U12-type spliceosomal complex; nucleolus. The record is from RefSeq and is a predicted model, not a curated record.